This is a messenger RNA of Glycine soja, 1056 nucleotides long. Its product is annotated as ras-related protein RABA1f-like. The transcript has 2 exons. The record is from RefSeq and is a predicted model, not a curated record. The coding region runs from base 161 to 814 and encodes 217 amino acids. Lineage: Eukaryota; Viridiplantae; Streptophyta; Magnoliopsida; Fabales; Fabaceae. Gene Ontology annotation, molecular function: GTPase activity; GTP binding. Gene Ontology annotation, cellular component: endosome.
AUUCUUCUAAUUCUAAAUCUGGGGUUUUCUUUAAAUUUCAAAUCCCCCACAAAGCAUGCUUCUUUUCUUCUUCUUCUUCAAUUGACGCCACCCCAUUUGAUUUUUUCUCUCUCCUUUUUCUCUUCCCUCUCCUAAACAAACACAACAACAACAACAUAAAAUGGGGGCGUACAAAGCCGACGAUGAUUACGAUUACUUGUUCAAGGUGGUUCUGAUCGGCGACUCCGGCGUCGGAAAAUCUAACCUUCUUUCUCGGUUCACGCGAAACGAGUUCAGCCUCGAAUCGAAGUCCACCAUUGGCGUUGAGUUCGCCACCAGAAGCAUUCGCGUCGAUGAUAAGGUCGUCAAGGCUCAGAUUUGGGACACUGCUGGUCAAGAACGGUACCGAGCUAUUACAAGUGCAUAUUAUCGAGGAGCUGUUGGUGCUUUACUAGUCUAUGAUGUUACACGUCAUGUUACUUUUGAAAAUGUGGAGAGAUGGCUAAAAGAGCUGAGAGAUCACACAGAUGCCAACAUUGUGGUGAUGCUUGUAGGGAACAAAGCAGACCUGCGUCAUCUGCGUGCAGUUUCCACUGAAGAUGCUACAACUUUCGCUGAGCGAGAGAACACAUUUUUCAUGGAAACAUCUGCCCUCGAGUCCUUGAACGUUGAAAAUGCCUUCACAGAAGUGCUGACCCAGAUCUAUCAUGUUGUAAGCAAGAAGGCCCUUGAGGUUGGAGAUGAUCCAGCAGCUUUACCAAAAGGACAGACAAUUAAUAUUGGGUCCCGUGAUGAUGUAUCGGCUGUGAAGAAAUCUGGAUGUUGUUCUGCUUGAGUGUGUAGAAGACAGUCUCUGUAUUUUUAUAAAUUAUAUGCCUUGUUUAUACCAUGUAGAGAUUGGCCUCACAGCAUGAAGAUGAUUAUUUAGCGAGCAUCAAAUUUUAAAGUUUCUGCUUAGAAUUAUGUUCAAAAUUAGCCAAAUGUUUAGAAAACAAGCACAUUCAUUUUGCAUUGUGCCUAUUUUUGUGCCAUUUAAAGAUAUUUAUUUAUCAAAUUUCCAAUUUAUUAGUUUGAUUC